Messenger RNA from Podarcis lilfordi (Lilford's wall lizard), 5562 nucleotides. Lineage: Eukaryota; Metazoa; Chordata; Lepidosauria; Squamata; Lacertidae. The record is from the annotation of a GenBank genome assembly.
AAACAACAACAACAACAUUCUUUUAUUUGGCACAGAAAGAACUACUCCAGAGACAAAUGCUGCUGGGGUGCUUACACAUCAGCCUUUUUUUUUCUGGCGCUGAUCUCAGCCAUUCACUCAGUUUUUACAGAGAAUCCAGAUGGCAUUGUUUCCAGAUAUAAGCUAUAGGUUGCUUGUCCUAUUGUAUGACAUGGUUUGCAGCAAUUUCCCUGACUUUAAGUGCAAUUGCCAUGCCACCCUUUGACGUAGUGACUUUGACAAAGUGCUGUUGACUCAUCUAGUGUGGAAGUGAGGUCAAUGACCAUGACACAGUUUGUGAUGGCAUUGCUGAAACCUGGAUCUCUGCUUUCUUUGCUUUACAACUGGGAUGGGAAGCCUUAUUUUUUUAACCCAAGGGCUGAAUUGCCUCCUGGGCAAGCUUCUGGGGGCCACAUCCUGGGGUGGGUGUGGCCAGCGGCAAAAGCAAGUAGAGCAAUGCAUAUGACUCUUACUUUGUAUAGCAGACUGCAUUCCAGCCAUGCCAAAGUCAGAGGUUUCUACAGUCACACACCCCUCUCUGUGCUCCAAGAAGGCAAGGAAGAGGCAUGAUCACAGUUCGAGGACAUAUUUCAGUUAUGCAAGAGCACUAAAUGAGGGCAUUGGAGCAGGGCUGGUGAUGGGUGUGGUGGCCUAGGGAGAGGGGUUGUGACCUGUCAAGAGUCUCAAGAGCCAUUUAGAGAGACUGGCUGUUCUGCAUCUUGCCUGUACAGUUUCCCUUUGCACCACCACUAUUUCUUGUUGAUGCCCAUCAAGCCCUUUCCCACAAGCCAGAGUUUUGCGGAUCAGCUGAGAGAGGAGGCAGGGAAUUAAAUUUGGUUCCCAAACAUCUGAUUGGGGGUGGUGGCAGGAUUUUUGUCUGUGUUGGCCGGAUGUUCCUCCAUUGCUUUUCAUUUUAAAACAGAAUAAUGAAUAUGUAGAAAUAAAAACGAGCCCUUAAUUUGCAAAUGCUCUAACAGUUGGGCAGAGCUCUCCAGAUGGGACUACAGCUCCCAUCAUUCCUGCUCACUGGACAUGCCAGCUGGAGCUGAUAGGAGUUGUAGUCCAAACGCAUCUGGAGGGCACCUUCUUUGUUCAGCAAUGUUUCCCCAGUGUUACAGCAUUAUUGGGGGGCUAUAAAGCCAGAACAUUUGUGGUAUAAAAAGUUUGGGGAAUUCAGCAGGAAGGGAUGCACUGAUUGGAUAUGAAGCUGUGCCACCACCCCAAAAAUUUUGCAGGCUGAAAUGGUAUUGAAAGUGGGAUGAUAGCAUUAUGAGCACAAAUAUUAUUAAUGUGUAAUAGAAAGAACUUAAUAGGUAACUAGUCUUUGCUUCCGUUUGACAGAUGAGAAAAGCAGAGGCUGAAGCAGCUGUACAGUCCAACAAACCACUCCAAGUCUUUAGUAAGAACUGGAAGUUGAAUGUUGCAGGUCCAAAUGCAAACAAGAAUCUUUCUACAGCCGCACGAAUCUCUUUAUAUUCUUUCGGCUUCAGAAAGGUCUUGUGACUCUGGGCAGGCGACGGCCGCGAAGCUCCUCCGAAGCGGGGCUUUCCUUGUGUGAUCGUUGGCCGCGAGCCUGAGCAAGGAGGGAGAAGAAGCCCUCCCUCCCUCCCUCCUCCCCCCAAUGCAGAUUUUGGCGCGCGGGGUGGGGGAGAGACAGGCGAGGGGGCUGGUUUAUUGUGGAAGCCGCCGCUGCUGGUGGCGCGGAGGAGACCCACCUCCAGGGAGGGAGGGAGAUGGCGCUACCGAGUUCGCAGCCAAACUUUGCACAAGAGGCGGCUGCUGCUCCUCCACCCGGCCGAAGUUAGCUCUGGAGCGGGACGCGGCUGGCAACCGUCUCCAGCCUUUGCCCGCAGGAGCGCCCCACGCCAAAAAACAACCCCCCUCCGCCAGCAGCAGCCCGGAUCCCAGUCCCUUCCCACCCAUUCCUAAAGUGGCGGCGACGGCGGCAGCAGCAGCAGCAAGUCUGCAGAUGGGAACCAACUAAUCGCAGCCAACUCCGGCAGCCCGUCUCCCUCCCAGAGCGUGUCCGGCCACCCGGCGCCUGCAGGAUGAGCGAUCAGCCCUGGGGAGCCUCCCGCAGCCGCCGCUCUCGACCGGGCGGGGACUACCCGAGGGCAAAAUGAGCGAUUAUCCGGAGAAGGAGGCGCCGAUCUCGCGCAAGCAGCGCUUGAUGGCCGCGAUCGCGUCCGGGGACGAGCGUGCAGGAGCAGCGGCGAGUGGCAGCUGCUGUCGUGCCGAGUCCCCGGCGGCGUUGGCGGCGGCUGCCUCCGCCUCCUCCGACGCGGCGCUCUGCUGCUUCAUCUGCGGCGGCGGGAUCAGCCGGGGCAAGGAGCUGAAGCUGCAAGUGAAGUACCCCCGCGACAACCAGCCUUUUUUCCCUUUCCUGCAGCACCAGGAGCCGGCGCCCGGGGCGCAGGAGGUGACUCCGGAGGGCUGCGCCGUGGUGUGCGCCGUCUGCCGCUGCUUUCUGGCGGAGCAGUGGGACUCCUUCGAGAGGACGCGCACGCCGGUGGAAAAGCGCAUGUAUUGGCUGAAGCGGCCCUACCAGUGCGACGGGCCGGCGGGGGGGCCCGGCGGGCUGCGCAGGGGCCCCCAAGAGUGGAACCUCUCCUACGUGCUGGGCGCCGACGACGAGCGGCGUCCUAGUAGCAGCAGCGGCCGGAGCCAGCCGGCCGACGACGACGAGGAAGAAGGUUGCGGCGCCGGCGGCGAAGACUCUGAGCUUUCCUCUCUCUCUGACGCCGGUAACCUCUCGGAGCCUGACCUGCGUUCCCCCAGCCGGAACAGCGGCGCCAAAGGCAGUCCGGGUUACUGGCGCGUCAAAGAGCGCGCGGUGCCAAGCGCGCACAUGGGGAGCCGCGCCAGUUACCGCGAGUGGAACCAGCCGCCGCCGCCACCCCCAGAGGAGGCGGCGAUGGCGGCGGCCCCCUUGCGCCCGGGGAACGGGCUGCCACCGGCAGAGAAGCCUCGGAGGAAGAGGCAACGGCGGGCAAGACUCUGGGGAGCCGAGGCGCCGAUUUGGAGAGCUGCUCAUGGCGCGCCAGGAGGCAGCGGCGGGAGCGCACCGGGGGCCUUCAAUACAGCAGGAAGAGGCGACGGGUUGGUGGGCAAGCGACCCCCGGGGGAAAGUGGCCGAGAGCUUUCCAGUUACUGCUCCUCCGAGGAGAGCGAGAUCAAUAUCACCAGCGACGAGGAGCAAAAAGAGAAUGGCAGCGCCCUCCUAGCGCCCAGACCUCUCUGGGGGGCAGAGCCGCCAUCGGUAGGAGAAGUCGUUUGCUACGUUUGCGGCUCCCUCUUGACGUCUACUUCCCAGCACAGGAUUCACGUGCAAAAGCAGGAGAAAGCCUCUAAGGCGCCUUUCUUCCCCUUCCUGUGGUUGCACAGCCCUCCUCCGGGGGCUUUACCCAUCAGCACCGCUGGUAGCACCUUAGUGUGUUCUUGCUGCUUCGCUUCCCUCAUGCAGCAGUGGCAAAGCUUUGAGUUGGCCAACGUGCCUGUCCUGCAGCGGCUCUAUGUAGUACCUCUGAACGCUGUAGCCCCCAAGGCUAAGAGGGAGACUCUUCCAAGAGAGGAGGUAGUGCCUGGACCCCUGCAGCUUCUCCAGGAAGCAUGCUACCUCUGUGGGGAGGAUUGCACCAAGGAUGGCCGGUCAGUCUCUGCCAAGAUCACCAACGGCAAUGCCAAAACAACCAUGCACUUCCCCUUCCUCAGCCUCCUUCCUUGCCCUCCCAAUGCCAAAGGUCUCAACAAGCACUGGGAGGUCCAUAGCUGUCGGAAAUGUUAUGGUGUGCUGCAGGACCUGUGGGCCAUGUACCGGGCUUGCCACAAUGAGGAGUUCAUCACUUCGGUGCAGAGCUUCCUGGGCAGGUAUCACCAGGUCUUUUCAGCUGGGGAGUCCAACAGCAUUGCCCGGCAUCCUGGUUUGGCCAAAGUGGGCUUGGUGUCCAUUUGCUACAUCUGUGGAGCUGAACUGGGAGCAGGGAAGGAGUUUCACAUCAGUGUCAACCCUCCAGGCCGCUUUGGCGAGAAGGAGCCAUUCUUCCCAUUCCUCACAGUUUACCCACCAGCUCCUCGGGCUAGGCCUGUCGAUUCAACUGGAAUAGUGGCCACAUGUGUGCUCUGUUACCAUGAUCUCUUGGGGCAGUGGAUGCAGCAUGAAAGCAACCAUUCCCCCCAUCCAAGCAGCGCCUGGUCCAGGCAGUACAAAGUGGAGACUUUUGUCUGCUUCUUCUGCAGGCAAGAGAAGAAACGAUGCCUUGGAUUAAAAGCGGUGCAAGUUGCCAGGCUGCCAGUGUUCCUGUGCUCUUUACGGGUGCCUAGCAGCUUGCUGGUGGAUGACGGUAAGCAGCUGACCAUCGGAGCAUGCGCUGAGUGUUCCGUACUGGUGCUGGCUGGCAAAAACACAGUGUCCAGAGAUCUCUUUGCUGCACCUGCAAUGGCACCAGCUUCUCUCCAAAAGGUAAGCUGCCUGGUUGACCUUCCAGUGGAACUGGAAUUAUCUGCUGUUGCUCUUCUGCGAGCUUUGGCUGGAGACAGGUGCCAAACUGUUGCUUUCUAGCAAACCAGCCGCUCCAGAGUCAUUGACCUCAUGACUCUUAAAAACCCCACCAUGGAUCUCUGUCAAGGUGCUUGGGAGAACUGUAAGCAUGUCUCUCCUUUUUUUAAGCAAGCACUGGCUGCUGGAAGGCUUUCUCUUAGGUGACUCACUCAAGACCAGAAGCUAACAAGAAUUCUAAUGCUGGUGCCAUUCUACUCCUGCUACAAAAUCCUAUUAGGGAUUAGCUUCAACAUUAGUUUUUUAGAGCCUUAAGAGAACUCCACAGUUUCCCAACUAUGAUGCAAAGUGCUUUUUUCCUGAGGUGUUUUUCUGUUAAUGGGCAUAUCAGGUGGUCCCCCCCCCCCCCCGUGCUAAUUCAUGUAUCUUCAGAAUACAGGUACAACGGCUGGAAAGAAUCCCAGAAGCAGAGCCAUGGUAGGCUGUGGCAGCGCAAUGCAGAGUUCCAUGUCACAAUAAACUAAUUAGUAGUGCACAGGACUUUCUGGAGGGCACUCCCAUGCACACUUAUGGUUUAGGUGCCUUAAAAGAGUGAAUCUACAGAAGUUAGUAGUCCACCAAAUGUGGGCUAAAAGCCAUCCCCUCUCCUUCAUGGCUGUUUUGCUCAGCAUUUAAAUGUUCUUGUCCAGUUUGUCACUUAUGCUAGGAAUUUGUGGCUUAACAAGAAAACAUUUGUAAAUCAUACUUGCCUAAUAGCCUGAAGGCAGGUCCUCAGGUGGCUGAGUGGCUGUUAGAAAGCUGAUUAUAGUGCUUUUAGUGCUUUUUAUUUUAUAUACUAGCUGUUUACAUUUCUCUAGUUGCUUAGUCUUCCAGGUGUGCAGUUCAGCUCCACAGUGUGCAGAUGUCCCGAUGCUCGUCUAGCAGCAGAUUCCAAAGCAUUAUGGGUAAGGGGGGGUCUAAUCCCUGCCAGUCAGUUCAGUGUGGAAGGUGGGAAAGUAAUGGGAGUCAGGCUUCCAAAUAAACAUGUGAGCAACCAGGAACGCCAGUAG